AUGGCCAUUCACCGAUUCGACCCCAAUUUCACCAACAAUGUCGUGAACGCGAUGGGCCCCAAGACCUCCCCUCGCCUCCGCCAACUCAUGACUGGUCUAAUUCAUCAUGUUCACGACUUUGCUCGCGAGAAUGAAUUGACUGUGGACGAGUGGAUGCAGGGUGUCCAGCUGCUCAACUGGGCUGGACGGAUGAGCGACGAUAAGCGUAAUGAGGGACAACUUGUUUGCGAUGUUAUUGGUUUGGAAUCUCUUGUCGAUGAAAUCACCUUCAAGCUCGCCGACGAGGCCGCAGAUGCUCCUACCGCAACCGCUAUCCUGGGUCCCUUCUUCCGUGCAGACACACCGUACCGCAACAAUGGCGAUGACAUCGUCGUGAACAAGCCAAAGGAUGGAGAGAUGGUCUUUAUGCAUGGUCAAGUAAUGGACUUUAGCACCAAGAAACCCCUCGUGGGAGCUACCGUCGAGGUGUGGCAGGCGUCGACAAAUGGUCUAUACGAGCAGCAGGAUCCGGAACAGACGGAGUUUAACCUCCGGGGUAAAUUCAAGACUGACGAAAAUGGCCGAUACUACUUUUACUGCUUGCGCCCGACUCCUUACCCUGUUCCCGAUGAUGGUCCCGCGGGUAAGCUGCUGCAACUCAUGGACCGACACCCUUUUAGACCUGCCCAUAUUCACAUUCUUGCCACCUACGACGGCCACAAGCCUCUGACUACUCAAAUCUUCGACCGCAAGGACCAAUACCUCGAAAACGACUCCGUAUUCGCCGUCAAGGAUUCAUUGGUUGUGGACUUUGUCCCCCGUAAGGACGACCCUCAAGCUGGUCUUGAGCUCAACUACGAUGUCAAGUUGGUCCCCGAGGCAAAGACCAACGGUGCUUGA
Messenger RNA from Aspergillus wentii DTO 134E9, 879 nucleotides. Its product is annotated as intradiol ring-cleavage dioxygenase. The record is from RefSeq and is a predicted model, not a curated record. Gene Ontology annotation, molecular function: catechol 1,2-dioxygenase activity; ferric iron binding. Gene Ontology annotation, biological process: catechol-containing compound metabolic process. NCBI's taxonomy places the organism in Eukaryota, Fungi, Ascomycota, Eurotiomycetes, Eurotiales, Aspergillaceae. The transcript has 4 exons. Bases 1 to 879 code for a protein of 292 amino acids.